Messenger RNA from Nipponia nippon (crested ibis), 907 nucleotides. Lineage: Eukaryota; Metazoa; Chordata; Aves; Pelecaniformes; Threskiornithidae. The record is from RefSeq and is a predicted model, not a curated record.
AUGAGGUGCAUUCCCAGUUUGCAUGCUGGUGGUAACAUCGUUAACAUCACCCCUUUUUUUUUUUUUUUUUUCCAGACUGCUCUAAGUGCUUUUUUCCAAGAAACAAACAUCCCCUACAGCCACCACCAUCAGAUGAUGUGCACUCCUGCCAACACGCCGGCCACGCCGCCUAACUUCCCCGACGCCCUCACCAUGUUCUCCCGCCUCAAGGCCUCCGAGAGCUUCAACAGCAGCAGCCCCGUGGCCUCCAUGGCAACUCCGGGGGGCCGCCCAGCCGCCGUCUCCCAGCAGGCCACGGCAGAACAGAAGGCCAACGUGACCAUGGAGGCAGAGAGAUGAGGCUGCAGCAGAGAGCAAACACGGCGGGGACCCCUGCGUAUAAAUAUAUAUAUAUAUAUUUUUUUCCCCCUCCCCAAAGAGGAGAGGAACUCUGCUGCCAGGGCAUCUGGCAGCUACUGAGACACACGAGCAAAUAGCUGCCUUGCAUGGGUUUGGUUUGAAGUAGUUUUUACUUGUCCUUGAGCUGAACAGAGCUCCCCAGAGACAGCGGGAGGCUGCGUGGGACACGGGACCGGUGCUGGCCUCUGCCUGGGACCCCGCCGCUGCCGGGCUCUCAGGGAGGCAGCACCCCCUCCUCUCUUGGGACACCGGAGUUUGCAUGCGAGUGACGUUUACGGAGGAGGUCCCUUCUUCACGGUCCCCUGGGCCACCCCACCAGGCAGAGUGGGUUGUGCCUGAGUGUUUUCCUCCCCUCCCUUGGCCCCACUCAACUGGGUGGGGGGCAGACACCCCACACGGCUUGUUUUUUGUAAGGCGGGGAGAGAGCAAGGACUGUUCCUGCUCGGCCGCAGCCUCCACCCCGCAUGCGCCGUGCUCGCUGGUGAGUAGGGCUGGGGGACGCUGGCUC